Molecule: messenger RNA, 543 nt
Organism: Penicillium bovifimosum
Lineage: Eukaryota; Fungi; Ascomycota; Eurotiomycetes; Eurotiales; Aspergillaceae
Exons: 2
Coding region: 1-543 (180 amino acids)
Source: RefSeq, a predicted model, not a curated record
AUGCUAAAGGGUGCCUCUGGCUCUGCUCCUACGGAUUUAUUCCGCAAAUGCCAAGUAGCAGAUACAUGGUACAACCUACGCAACCAGCCUCCACCAAAAUCGUUAUCGGCCCUCGACCGCUGGAUCCUGAAAUGGCACGUUUGCUACUGGGAGGCAAAGCAGGUCGGAUUGGUAGAGUUCGAGAAUAAGGAACAAAUCACCAUCGACUUCCUCCACGCCAUCGCUCCUGUUUCCCCAGCGUUCUACGCGUUUUGGAUCAUGAUGGCCCGCUAUGUGUCUGACAAGACCCUCCCUGAGUUCCCUGCACUUCUAAAUCUCUACGUUGAGCAAGUUCGCGCCACUACACCCCGGAAAUAUGCCACGAAUGCGCAUGCCACCACCUUCCAGGGCCGCGAUGCCGGGGGGGAUCAUUCCUUCUCGGAAUGCCCCUACGUCAACCCUGCUGUCAGGUCGGCUGGGUGGGAAGCCGACAAGGAGGCAAACAGUCGAUUUAAACGGGCAGCGAAGUCGCCCAAGUUUAAUGCAUCAUACACAAGGCUCUGA